Molecule: messenger RNA, 1539 nt
Organism: Cylindrotheca closterium
Lineage: Eukaryota; Bacillariophyta; Bacillariophyceae; Bacillariales; Bacillariaceae
Source: the annotation of a GenBank genome assembly
AUGGCAUCCAAGACCAAACUAGACCCCCUUCGCGAAUUUCUCGAUGCGGUAGUGACUCGUAUUGAAACUUUGGAGGCUCACUGCGGCAUCUCAGGUGCAGCAGUCACACGCGCUGAAUCCACAACCGCCACGAAACAUGCUGCUUUGGAAAAGACCCCUUCGGCACGACAUAUUACUGGCGAAGGUGAAACACCAGCAGUCAAGGCUUUUGACACCUUCCUAACACAAUCUGUUUAUCCAUUAGCCGAUACUUGCGAUGACUUGAACGAUAUGGGUGAUAUGGGAAAGCUUUUGGUCGACGCCUUUGAUGGUGCCAAAUAUGUAAUUGUCUUGGCUUCGCGUUCCAAGAAGCCAGCCAGCAUUGCUGAAAUUGCUCCUCAUCUAAAACCCAUCACUGAAAAUGUCGGCAAGAUCCGAUCCUUGAGAUUGAAACGUGAAUUCGACAAUCAUUGCAAAGCCAUGAUGGAAAUGCUUGCCUGUAUGUCUUGGGUCACCUGCGAGGCUCCAGCACAAUUGCCAGCUCCCUUUGUUAAAGAAUGCAUCGGAUCCAGUGAGUUUUGGUCCAACCGCAUUCGCAAGGAAUUCAAAGGAAAGGAUGCUCCCUACCAAAUUGCUUUCUGUGACAACAUGAAGAAAUUGCUCACCGAUUUGGCGGCUUACAUCACUGAGCAUCACAAGACUGGACUUACAUUCAAUCCCAAGGGCGUCAGUCUCGCUGAAGCGGCAAUUCGCCUUUCCGAUGACCCAGAAGCGGUCCAGGCUGCCGAAAAGGCCGCUGACGAUGCUACCAAGACCAAGAAAAGACAGAGUGCUGUUGGAAACACAGUGAAGGGUGGAAACGUGAUGGGUAUGAUGGCAGAAUUGGCGCAACGCCGUAAUGCUGAUGGAUCUUCGGCUGCCACUGGUUUGAAGCAGGUUAAAAAAGAUCAGCAAACUUGGCGCAAGGAAUUCAAGGGUGGUGAAGCUCCACCCGCUGUUGCUCCGAAGCCAAAGGCAGCACCAGUUGUGAAGAAGGCACCGCCAAAAAAGAAGGGUUUGCCCAUUCUCGAAUACCAAGAGCGUGGCCAAAAGUGGGUGGUCGAAAACCAUACAAAGGAGAGCGUCAAGCAAUACGACAACGGAAUUAUUACGAUUGACGUCUCUGAUCCGAAACAACAAGUCUACAUUUACAAUUGCGAUGAAGUCACCAUCAAGGUCAAUGGCGUCAAGUUCAAGUCUCUUAUUAUCGAUAAGUGCGAAAAGGUGAACGUUGUUUACGAGACCAUUAUUAGUGGAUGCGAAAUUGUCAACAGUAAAAAGAUCGGAACACAAGUCGACGGUGUGUGUCCGGUAUUCACAAUCGACAAAACAGUUGGAGUUACAGUCUGGUUGAGCGAGGCAACUUGUGCUAUCUCGUCUUUCAGUACCAGCUUAAGUUCGGAAAUGAAUGUCUCUAUCCCCAAUGGAGAUGAUCGUAAGGAAAUGCCCAUUCCCGAACAGUUUGUGCACAAGAUCUCCAACGGCUCUCUUACAAGUCAAGUGUCUGACCUUUAUCAUUAG